CGCAGCUCAUGCAGGUGGUGAAUGUGGGUUACCUGUGCAUGGCAGUGGGAGGAUUCCUCAUAGUGAUGGGUUUUCUUGGCUGCUGUGGAGCUGUGAAGGAGAGUCGGUGCAUGUUAAUGACUUUUUUCAUCAUCAUCCUUAUUAUCUUUAUUGCGGAAAUAGCUGGAGCUGUUGUAGUGUUGGCGUUCUCCUCCUUGUCUAAGAUCUUUAUUGAGUAUCUUGGCAAUGUGGCUGUGAAAUACCUGCGAGAAGAUUAUGGUCGGAACAAUGAAAUGACUACAGUAUGGAAUACAACGAUGAAGGAGCUGAAGUGCUGUGGAUUUCAUGGAUAUGAAGAUUUCGCUAACUCCACCUACUACAGGGAUAAUCGCGAGUUUCCUCCAAUCUGCUGUGCCGACAAGAGCCCCUGCCAGGAGUCUAGUAUCAGCCCUCUGAUCAAGGGUUGCUUAUCCUCUUUUGAGUCCUUCCUAUCUCAAAAUGGGAAGAUUGUUGGAGGAGUUGCUCUCGGAAUUUGUGGUCUGGAGCUUGCAGCCAUGAUUGUCUCGCUCGUGUUGUUUUGCAAAAUCAGCAAUAAGUAA
This is a messenger RNA of Staurois parvus, 578 nucleotides long. Lineage: Eukaryota; Metazoa; Chordata; Amphibia; Anura; Ranidae. The record is from the annotation of a GenBank genome assembly.